Messenger RNA from Oryzias latipes (Japanese medaka), 3306 nucleotides. It is a transcript of the gene oclnb, whose product is annotated as occludin b. NCBI's taxonomy places the organism in Eukaryota, Metazoa, Chordata, Actinopteri, Beloniformes, Adrianichthyidae. Gene Ontology annotation, biological process: bicellular tight junction assembly. Gene Ontology annotation, cellular component: bicellular tight junction; apical plasma membrane; cytoplasmic vesicle. The record is from RefSeq and is a predicted model, not a curated record.
GGGAGGAGACCACGUGACGUGCGCACCUGUUAGGCCGUGCACUGCUGAGCACGGGAGUGUUUUGAUGCAGCCGCGCGCGCGUCGGUGUCGCUCUUCGUUUUUGUUCUGCUCAUCCGGACCGAUUAUUCUUCUUGAAGUUCUUCAGUUUGACCUUUCUGAACGUCAACAUGCCAAGGACCAAGCACACCCACACACACACCCACACCCACAGUGGCAGCAAACACAAACACAGGCAUAGCGAGGUCAUGUCCAAUGCAGUCUACCCUUACCAUCAAGGGGAACACAUGCUGCACUUCUACCGCUGGACCUCCCCCCCAGGAGUGAUGAAGAUACUGGGCAUCAUCAUCAUCAUUUUGUGCGUGGCCGUGUUCGCAUGCGUGGCCUCCACUUUGGCGUGGGAGUAUGAAAUGGGCCUCAUGGGAGGUGGAACUAGCUUAAUCCCAGGUAUCGGCAGCUCGUACAGUGGAAGUUCCUACGGUGGGUCCUACGGUGGGUCCUACGGCGGCUACGGAACAGGUGGUUCCGGUGGUUCCGGUGGAUCCUAUGGCUAUGGAGGAACGCAAGUGGAUCCCAAAUCUGGCAAAGGCUUCAUGAUUGCCAUCUCUGCCAUCACCUUCAUUGCUGUCCUCAUCAUUUUUAUCAUCGUUAUUUCAAGACAAAGCACCUCUCGCACUACCCAGUUCUACCUGGCAACCAUCAUCAUCAGCGCCAUCUUGGCGUUCCUGACGAUCAUCGCCACCAUUGUUUACAUUGUGGCCGUGAACCCAAUGGCGCAGUCCUCCGGCUCAAUGAUGUACAACCAGGUGUACCAGAUGUGUGCGCAGUACCAGACGCAGACCCAGGCCCAGGGCAUCUUCUUAAACCAGUACAUGUACCACUACUGUGUGGUGGACCCUCAGGAGGCCGUAGCCAUUGUACUGGGCUUUCUGGUCUUCAUCGGCCUCAUCAUUCUACUGGUGUUUGCGGCUCGGACUCGUUCCCAGAUCCGGUACUGGGGCGUGGACAGAGUUUUGUGGGAGGAGCCAAAGGUCGCUAGUGCUGGUUUCCACAACAGCAUCGGAGAGUGGAUCAACAACGUGUCAGAGAAUCCUCAAAUGCUCGUCAACUCCCCCAAUGACAUGGUUGGGGGUUUCAGAGACCACCCGGAUAAGAUGGACUACAACAAACCUUUGUACCUGCCUGGGGACUCGGACAUGAGCAGCUCUGUGGAGGGGCUUAAGUCCAGGCUGACAAACUACGACCCUGGAAUGGAUUCUGGAGAUGAGCUGGAAGAAGAGGACUUUAGUGUGUUGUUUCCAAAGAUUCUGGAUGAGCAGGAGCGUCUGACCUACAAACGGGAGUUUGACCGGGACCACCUGGAGUACAAGAACCUGCUGGCUGAACAGGAGGAAAUCAACCAGGACCUGGCAGACCUGGAAAGAGAUCUAGACCGGCUCCCAGAGGGCAGUCCCCAGUUUCUGGAUGCCAUGAGUGAACACACGAGACUACGGAACCUGAAGAAGACCCCCCAUUACCAGAUGAGGAAAAAACGGUGCAGGUUCUUGCGCUCCAAACUGUCCCACAUCAAGAAGCAGAUCAGCGAGUACGACUCCCGGCCAUGAGCAGCGGCGUCCCUUUGAGGAACACUGGAGUACUUCCUCCUUCAGGUCUUUAAGCUUCAGGGGGAACGUCUGUCUUCCAGAAGAGAGAUUCACAUCUGACAUGAAAUAUAGCUUUUUAUUCCACUAUAUAUGCAUUCCUUUUAAGUGAUUUUUAAUGUCGAUUUUUCUUUUUUCUUUUAUACAAAUGUUUCUUUUUCGAGCACAGAGAAGGCUGUGUUGAUGUAACAUGAACUUCUGUGGCUUCUUCGUCCCACAUCUGCAGGAAGCUUGUUUUUGUCCUGAAACUGCUGUAAAUGCUGUAAAUGACGAUUUCACUCAGGAAACAUUAAAACUGAUCUCGGCAGCUUCCCUGCUCCCUUUUUACUGGAACAGUCCAAUCAAAGACAAAACAGGAAGUUCGCUCUCCCCUGACAUGACGGCGGUGCUGCCGGUGCUGUUCCUGCUUCAGUCUCGCACAGCCUAAUCGUCCCAACUUCCAGUGACUGAGGAGGAUUUUUCGUGUCGCAUCAAAGCCUUAGAUCUUCCCUGGCAUCUCUUAAGUUUAUACUCUGAGCACGGAGACUUAAGAAAAAAUGGUGCAACAAAGAGAUAGUUGUGCAAAAAUUCCAACAAAUAAUUCUCUGCUCUGAGACUAAUACAUUAAAGAUGAACAGCAAUAAAAUACAAUAAUACAAAAACACAAAGGAAAGGCAUAUUUUUUAUGAUGGAUUAUUCAAUAAAGUACAGAAGAAGUAGAACAGAAAUUUAAAAGCUAAGUUAAUUAAUGGGCAUUGCUAAGAACAGGAAUUACUACAAAUUACAGGUUAAAUUCUUUUCACAACAACUGGACUGUAAAGAGACGUCGUGCUGCAGAGGGCUUUACGUUCAGACGGUAAUGAUGUGCUGCAGUGUGACUCUGGAUACGUGAAGAUGCAUUUUCUAAAUGGGCAAAGAGAUGAGGGCCAAACAAUGUCCACUGUUUCACAGUGACGGUUAAAGUUUGCAGGAGUAAUGUUGAUCUAUUUGUGUAGCUCUGGGUUCAAUUGUCCUUUAUGUGGUGCCUUGAGGCCACAUUGGUUUUAAACUGGCUCUUUAUUCAUAAAUGACAUUUCUAAAGGCUUAAGAAGCUGGUGAUUCUAUUGUUCCUCCUUUGUUUCCUCAGUUCAGCUAAAAUCUGGAUUUUCUGUUUGUUUUUUGCAUGAGCGUUCGAAUGAAUCAACCUCUGAAACAAAACCAUUCAACCUUCAGUGACGGUUCCGAAAAAUGUGAAGUUCUUUAUUAUUUUGUGGUGCUUCAAAGGCAUGGAAACAGUUUAUGUGACUGUUUCUAGAGUGGUAACUUUUCUUAAAAUGAUAGUUUCUGAUAUAAAUAUAUUAUUUGAAGGCUGCAGAUGAGAUGGAUCCACAGCUCCUCUGAAGGUCAUACUAAAAAUGUUUCUGCCAGAAAAGCUUCAUUCAGUCCUUCAUUUUGAACAUUUUAUUUUUGCUCUUUUAUUGAUCCUACCAUGGGUGGUGAUGGUGAUGAAUAUUAACAUCAAUAUUAAAGAAUGGUUAUAUUUAUUACAUAUAGAAACAAUCAUUUGGGAAUGUUGAACAUGAGACUUAUUACUCGAACACUGCACUCAUUUUUACAAGUAUGUAUUUUGUAUAAUUGUCACUGACUGUAUGCAUAUAGAUUACAUUCUGUUUUUAUUACUGUGCCGAAAAAAUAAACGUUUAAAAUCAAA